Molecule: messenger RNA, 1329 nt
Organism: Morchella importuna
Lineage: Eukaryota; Fungi; Ascomycota; Pezizomycetes; Pezizales; Morchellaceae
Exons: 1
Coding region: 1-1329 (442 amino acids)
Source: RefSeq, a predicted model, not a curated record
AUGGCAAGGGAAGGAGAUGAGAAAUCUGGGCGGGUCGUUCUUGGAGCACUCGCGGCUGCUUUGAGAAACCCGGGGGUGGCUGUCAGGGGCGACUUCGCAAAGGCAUUGAAAUGUGUACGAGGCUUAAUCGACUUCCACUUAAUGGCGCAGUAUGGGAGUCAUACGACGAGCACACUGAAUUAUAUGGAGAGCUAUCUCGAGAAUUUCCAUAAGCACAAGGAUAUCUUUUUAGAAUUCCGGGCGUACAAGAGGACGGUUAAGGAUGCGAGAGAUCGGACAAAAGCUGUGAAGACCUCAGGCUCCCAGAGCGCUCAGCGAGGUUUGGAGGAGAUUCGCGAGAUACGGGAAAGGUCUCACUUCAACUUCAUCAAAUUGCACGUGUUAACGCACUAUCGGGAACAUGUCGAGCGCUUUGGGAGCAUUCCCCAGUACUCCACCGACAUCAGCGAACUCGCCCAUGUACGUCAGAUAAAAGAGGCAUACGGAGCAUCCAACAAGGUCGAUGCUGCAACGCAGAUACUGGACUAUGGGGGGCGGCGGUUGGCGUUAGAGAUUCGAAUGCUGAAUCUGAAAGACAUUGUUGGAGGUCCUGAGAGCACUGACGACAUCCUUUGGAGCCAUCGAGAUAACAUGAAGGAGUUACUUGAGAUUUUUAAAAUCGAAGACCGGAAAAAAACACCAAAUGAACGAUCCAUAGUAGAAGGCCGACUGCCUCUAAGGCGUCUUUGCAACCCCUCCACGAAAUCGGAAAGACUUUUCAAUAUUGCGGAUGGACUGCAAAUAAGCCAUACCACGUUAUAUCGCCUGAUAAAGGAGUAUGCAGAGGAUGCGGGAUGCUCUCAAAGCUUUGCCGGAAGCUCUGAGAGCAUUUUAGAGCGCCGGGUGGAGAUGUUCACAUGUUUGCAGGUUCCGAUACCAAUCUUCCAAAGACCUGAGGUGUACGAGGUUCACAAUAUCAGGUGUACGGGAAACGCGGCUUUUAGGAAAGGGAAAAUAAGAAAGGAUUGGGUAUGGGUGUCGGUAGCGUCCUCAGAGGAGUGGGGAGUGUUUCGGGGACGCUUACCAGGACGUGUCGAGGCUUUGUUCAAGCUGCGGGACAGUGGGGGGCGAGCACAUAGACUAUGUAUAGUGGAGCUACUCGAGGCAAAGGAUCGUGGUAUCGCUGAUAGCUCACAUGGGCUCCUGAAGGUUUGUAGGAGGAGGAGGAAGAGGAUGUGGGUCGUUAAUAUUCGGAGUAUAUUGGGAAUGGCCCAUUUGUUUGAGGUGGAGACUGGUAAUUGGUUGGUAAAUACUAGGAUAGACUUGCGUACGUGGAAUGAAUUUAGUUGA